CAGCCGUUAGUUCAAUCCACUGGUGCCUGGCUGAUGGGACGGCGCGGUUGAUCGUCUCUUUGUAGAAUCCAAAUCCCACCUACAGUACGUUCAUAAACCAUCUUAUAAUAAGCUGCACGCAAAUCACCAGAGACCACUCAAUCCCAUCGAUCUCGUUAUUCUUCGGGUGAACCCCGCAACAGUCACUUUGCAUGCCGCGACUGUUGACUUCCGCGACCGCAUAAAAGAGAUUCCAGAGACCUGAACAGAUGCGGAUUCAGGACCUUGGCUGCUGCCUAGAGCUCACAUCUGCACCGCACGGCUGUCUGACGACGACUGGGACUACUUCGGACGAGCAAGAACAAAACAAUAUAAUAGCGGCUUUACAUCUCUAGUCCAUAGUCAUGGCUGAUGUAGAGGAACCACAAUACACCACUUUGGCAGAGCGAAUUGCCGCUCUGAACAGACAGAAGAAUUUCCAAUCGCCGUCAGCAGCUAAUGGAAAGCGACCGCCGCCGCCGCCGCCACCUACGAACCAACCAAAGCCACCUAUACGACAUGCAACUAGCCCGGAUGUCUCGAUUCACAAAACACCAACAGUCCCUGCACGUCCAACACCCAAGCCCGGCGUGCCCCCGCAGCUCCCUAGAAGGAGUACCGCUCAGGUCAUCACCGAAAAGUCACCACCGCUGCCAAGUCGCAACCUCGUACCGCCGCUGCCCACCCGGCGCCCGUCGCAGACCUCGCUAGCGUCGCCGUCCUCGUCAGCGUCGCAGGGUGUCUCGCCCGCCUUGCCGCCUCGCGCAAACUCGGCUCAAUUGGCGAAUGGACGAAGAAACUCGAACGAGUCCGACAUAUCGUAUAUAUCUACCAUCUCUAACCUGUCAUUGAAUCAGAUCAAUUCGGUGGACCAGCAGCAGCCGGGUGCAAGAAGGCUUCCGCCGACCCUUGAUCAGGCGAACCUACCGCUGUUGCCACCAACUCGGCGGGAGCUAGAGGCAAAAGCUAAAGAAGCUUCGGCAAACGGCACGACCAACCCAAACGCGUCUCUUCGAUCGAGGACUCCCAUCAGCGAGCCUCCCCGCCCAUCAGUCCCGCCAAGGCUGCCUUCGCGGCCAGCCAAGUCCCCCCAUGUCAAACCAUACGGGGCUAACGGGGCAAAUGGUGGCCGUGAGCCUGUGGCUCCCCCAACUCUUCCUAGGAGGUUACCGCCCGUACCUACAAGCUACGAGCGCCCGGCCUCCAUGGAGCCUAAGCCCAAGGUCCCCACCGUCCCCACCACGCAUCAAGAUGCACCGCCGCCUAUACCACUUGCAUCACGCCCAACGGACCAGCAGAUCGAACAAGCCGUUUCUGGCCGCAAUAUUGCUCCAAAAGCCCCGCAAGUAGCUGGUUGCUUGAUAUGUCGCGACUUUUCAGCCGCGGAUGCCCUAGCUGCACAGUUCCCUCUACAGUCGCUACCACGACAUAACGUCGUCGACUACCUGGCGCGCGCGCUUUGUGACCCGUUCCCAUCGCUGACCGACAAGGCAAGGGCUGUGUUUACUUGGUGCCACCACAACAUACGGUACGACGUGGAAGGCUUCUUUGGCAAUUGUAUACCCCGCGGGCUGACCCCAGACCAGACUAUUCUUAGCGGCAAGGCAGUCUGUGAAGGGUAUGCCAGGGUAUACCAGUCGAUCGCCGAGCGCGGUGGGCUCCAAUGCGUUGUUGUCACGGGUCAUGGCAAGGGCUAUGGAUUUAAUGAGGUCGCACCAGGUCAGCCUCCUCCUCGGCGAGACCCCACGGGGCACGCUUGGAACGCUGUAGUACUCGACGAUGGAAGAUGGAAGCUGUUGGAUGCCUGCUGGGGAGCUGGUCAUCUUGGCGAUGGACAGUCGUACAACCAAAAGUUUUCGCCACUUGAGUUUACCAGCAGCAACGAAAUAUUCGGGCUUAAGCAUUUCCCUUCAGAUUGGCGACAUUUCUACCGCGAGGACGGGCGCAUUCCAACGUGGGAGGAGUACGUUCUCGGGCCAACUCGCGGGCCCAAGGCACAGAUGUACAAUGACGCGGCGGAUGAAGGUUUUUCGGAGUCGACACUGUCGCCGGCAGAGAAGUUUAUUCCCGUCAACGAGGGUGAUGACUACGUUCGUUUCCAGAUCGGGAACAUUUGCGAGCACUGGAACAACGAAAUACACGGCAAGGGGAAACCACGACCCCUGAUACUUCGCAUCAAUGGUCCAGGGGGUAACAAUGAAGACUACGUGGCCCUGGACAACGAUGGUUUUUGGUGGUGGGUCGAUGUUCCCAGACGUGACUUGGGAAGGCCUGGACAGACAGUUUCAAUCUUUGCAGUCAACACGAUCGGCGACGAGAGCGCCAGAGGUGUCACAAAGGGAGAGUAUUUGAACAAGAAGGGCAAAUUCGGCAUGAGUUUUGCCGGUAUCGCAGCCUGGGAGUUGUCUUAAGAGUGGAAGCGGUACUUCCAGCAAGGAAGCGUAUAAAUUCAAACCAGCUUCAAGAUGAGGAACUCCACCAGGAUGCCAGAGCAAGUGACUCCUUGAGGCCGGGAUAAAGCCAAAUUUUCAUCAUAGCCUCGUACACAUCUUGGGCCUAUCUGAAUCUUUAUCAUUUGUCAACAAAUAUCCGGCCCAAUCAGCUUUUCCUUGUUCAGAGACGUUGGUACCGCCUAUGUUGGCAACAAAGCGGCCGUUUCUUGUCGUUGAUGGUAUCCAACUAGAAUUUUCCACAGCUGCGAGGACGCAAAAAAUUUUAGAACAUGACAUGCUAAUAAUGUAAUACAGACAACCAGUCAUACAACAACAUAUGGGUCUCACUGUGCGUGUCCCAACAUACUAUUGCGUCAGAUCGUGCCAGCAAUAUAGCAUACGGACUUGUUCAUAUUGAUGAGGGGGCACUGAGAGAGGGGAAUUGACGACUGACUGCACACAUCAAAGAGCAUUCUUAUACAUUUGGCAGGCUUCAUUCACAUCUCUACAUGUCUAGUCUUACACCAUCCACAUCACUGCACAUCCUCCUCCAAAUCCAUCCUUUCCAACAGCCGCCACAUGUCUGGAAUGGCACCCAAGCCCGUAAGGGAACUGGGCACCACGUGGAAAGGCCAGCGGCCCUGGGCUACCUUGUCGCCAACGCAGAGUACGAGACGGUACAGAGACGGUCCGUCCCAGAACCCUUCGCGGACCUUGGCCCCCUCUAGCAUGUCGAGCGCCGCCUGGCGGACCGCAGAGUCCUCGGCGAUGGUCGCCACGAGGUACAGAGGGGGCAGCACGCCGGCCUCGUGGGUGAACCCCGCGACAGCCUGGUCGCGGUCCUGUCGUUGCCGGCCCCGGCGGAUUGAGGCCGCGGUCUCCAUGAGCCGGCCUGCGACGCCAAGGAUCUCUUUCAGCAACGCCUGCGACCUGUUGCUCGGCCCGGCGGCGCUUCUGUACGCAACACUGCCGGACGCCAGACCGUACUGGUGUCGAGGGUGCGACCUCAGCCUCGGGUUGACGUUGGAGUAUUUGGACAGGUCGGUAUUGGAGUCUUGGUCGUCGUCAUCACGCGGCAGUCCCGUCAUGGCCUGCGCAAACAUGUCCAUGCAGAGCAGGUGGAGAAGGUCGAGAUCGAGCGCGUACACAUCGGCGGCCUCCAGGCCCGAGGCGGCAUCGGAAGCCACAAAAGCCCGGACGACCUCGCGGAGGGAUCGGGAUCGUGCGCAAAGUAUCUCUUGCUGCCGUCGCUGAUGCGGGUCGGACCAGAAGGUGGCAUCGGCGUAGUGCUCUCUCGUCUCGUAGAUGCGUGCAAUCACGUUGCAGGCGUGUCGGUUGCAUCGCUCGUGCACGUCAAUGAUCGAUCUCGCGGGUGGGAGCCAGCUUGAUAUCGGGUUUUCGCCGCCACCGCUACUACUGCUCAGGGCCUGGUGGUAGGACCGCAGGGCGAUGGAUGGGCGGAUGUUGGCGGCGAAGAGGGUGGCGCUGCACUCGAGGCGGCAGAACAUGCGGAUGAUGUCGUCCAUGUGCGGGUCGGAGCCGGUGGGGUGACCGGUGGCGGUGACGGAGUCGAAGGCCUCGCGCGGCAGAGACUCGAGGAUGCGAAGACCGUUAGUCAGGUGGGUAAGCGCCGCCGUCUCCUUGGAACGGAGCAUCUCGAGGAAGAUGAAGGCAAGGCAGCAGACGAGCGUCACGCGGAUGCUAUCCAGGCUGCUGGACGAUGCGUGCGUUUGGAGGAGGGCGAUACUGUGGUUGUACUGCUGAAUCGUGAACAGCUCCAGCUCUUCUGGACUCUCCGCCCCUAUCUUGUUUUCUCUCGGUGGUGACUCUAUGGAAAUCCCUGGUGCCACUCCUAUGCCGCCCUCGGCCGAAAUCGAAUACUCCUCAACCGAGGACUGCUGAAACAGCCGAUACGCCGCGCCAAGCGCGAUCAGGGCGUGCUUGACGGCACCGUCGCGGCGGGCCAUUUCGGGGGCCACGCGGGUCCAAAAGGGCCCCGCGGCGGUCGAGGUGCUGGCCUGGAAGCCGCCAGCGGCCGCGGACCUGAAGUGGUGGAAGAAGCGGCGCUCCAUUUCGGAGCCCUCAAUGUCGGCGACGAUGGGCCGCAGGCCCUGCAGCGCGGCGUUGCCAGAGUACUCGCGCAGGAACUGGCGGCGAGCCUGCUCGGCGCCACGCUGAGCCUCUUCGGCCCGCGCAGGGCUGGUCAGUCCCCGGCUGGGGGACGCUGUAGAGUCGUAGCCGUCGCAGUGCCGCCCGGUAGAUGUGCAUCGUGCACAGGCUGGUUUGCCCUCGUCGCACUUUACACGUCUGAUUCUAGAACGGGGAAGCGACAGUUAGUUUUUUUUUCUCUUUUUCUGCGGCAGCUCACUUUCUGUGUCUUGUUUAUUCCUUUUUUGCGCCUUCUUUUCAUCGGAUUAUAUUGGAGGAUGCGGAGAAGGUUUUGUGUUGUAUAGCCCCUGAGUUGGUAUCAAACUUACUUGCUGGUAAGGGAAAGAGAUUGAGGGUCAGCAAAUAUUACCUUCUCAUCUCUCUGGCAACACCCCUUGUCCACCAGCUGCAAUGAACACUUUUAAAGUUGCUUUGACGGUCACUUACCAAGUUAUGCAGCCGGUGCGGACCUUGGGCUUGGAGGCUCGGGUGCGACGCUGGCGAUCGGGUUGCUGAUUCGUGGCAGAGCAUGCCGAGUCCGAGUCUCCUG
Molecule: messenger RNA, 5148 nt
Organism: Pyricularia oryzae 70-15
Lineage: Eukaryota; Fungi; Ascomycota; Sordariomycetes; Magnaporthales; Pyriculariaceae
Exons: 1
Coding region: 384-2429 (681 amino acids)
Source: RefSeq, a predicted model, not a curated record